GCACUCAUCUAUGUGUGCAGGUGCACAGCCACCCAACACGAUUGUGGUGACAAGAAAGGGAACGAAUGUAGCCUGAAAAUUUCUACUGAACUCACAUGAGAUUCUCUCUCAUUACUGAACAUGUGGGGUUAUUCCCACGUGCUUCAAACUGCAUCGGUCUGGUUUUUGACUGAUAUACUGAUAUGACUGGGCUGAUGUCAAAGGGAGGUGACGCGCGCAGUGAUAGAUCCACGGAACUGUAAACAACUUUAGGGUGUACAGAGUUUAAGAUGAACUGAAACAGAGACUUUGUGGCCUCUAACACCAAUGCAGUGUGGUUUUUCUUCACUGGCUCAGACAGACAGCUCAGUAUUCAAAUGAAGCGCAGAGGAGGAGCUGACUUGAGUGGCCCUGUGAAGAAGAGGCUUCCCUGUCAGUUGGGAGUGUGACAACGACGAGAAGUGCAGGUCGUAGUCUCGGAGCAUUACUGGCAAACCAUAACAACCAGACUGGUGAUAAUUUCACUGUGGGUUUUAGUGCUUUUACUCGGGAUUGGGCGGAAUACGAAGUUAGACUUCUAUGCGUAAAAGUGACAUUUUGUGCGCCAUGGAUUGGCUUGCUGCUGGAAAACCUGGUGAGCGCGCAUUAAUGGAAAGUGUCACAACUUCGGAAGCGAAAGAGGAACCUUUGCUCGGUGUGAAACAGUGAAAAGACUCAGUUGAAGAGGUCCCUGCAGAUAUGAACUCCACGGCAGCCACGGGAAGAUUCCAGCCCCCCACCAUCCCGGCGAUCAUGUUCAUUUUCGGGGUGGUGGGGAAUGUCAUUGCCAUCGUGGUUCUGCGGAUUUCACGAAAGGAACAAAAGGAGACAACUUUUUACACCCUGGUCUGUGGCCUGGCGGUGACAGACCUCCUGGGUACCCUGCUGGCCAGCCCGGUCACCAUCGCUACCUACAUGAAGGGCGCGUGGCCAGGCGGGGAGCCUUUGUGCCAAUACGCCGGCUUCAUCCUGCUCUUCUUCUUCUUGGUGCAGCUCAGCAUCGUAUUCGCGAUGUCGGUGGAGAGAUUCUUGGCAAUCAACCACGCGUAUUUCUAUAACGAGUACGUAAACCAGAAACUCGCUGCGCUCACUCUUGUGGGCAUUUACAUUUCCAACAUCGUGUUCUGCGCGAUGCCCAGCAUGGGGAUCGGCCAGGUGAGGCGGCAGAAGCCAGGGACGUGGUGCUUCAUAGACUGGCAUAAUAACGACACAACAGUGGAGACCUUUAACCUGAUGUACGCAGGUAUUAAUUCAGUUAUUGUUCUCGCUACUGUCAUAUGUAACGUGAUGGUGUGUGGAGCUCUGAUCCUGAUGCACAAACGCUUCAUCCGGCGCACAUCUCUGGGCACAGACCGAAGGCGCAUCGCGGAGCUCAGGCGCAGGCGGAGUUUUGGACGUUUAGCUGCUGCAGAGAUCCAGAUGGUGAUUCUGCUUAUUGCUACCUCCGCUGUGGUUCUCAUCUGCUCCAUACCUUUAGUGGUAAGUACUAAAAAAAUGAAUCCAGCCACGUUUUAAGGGGGAGUGUGCAUGCGUAAAGGUUGUUCGUAAGAGCUGAGUAGAUUUUCCCAAAUGAGCCACUAAAGAAGAUUAUAAAUCAGUCAAACAUAAAAACUCAGUGAGAGAUAAUGCAACGCUUGUUUGCUUACAAUAACAACAACGGAUCAAAACAGGCUUCCCCUCUGCUGGGGGUGGAUAAUCAUAAAAACAUGCCACAUGAACUUUGUGUUCUAGUUAUCGGUGUUUGUGGUUUGAUGGCGCAUUCCUCCGCAACGCACGAGAGAUUGUGAACUCCCUUAGCAGAAUUUGCAUACUUUCAGAGCUGACCUAGAAGGGAAGUUGGCUCUUAUAGUGGAUUUGUGCCAUCCAUCACGUUUUUUUUAUGUGCAAGCAGUCCGGGGGUUCGAGGAGUUGACUCACUUUUGCUCUCGUCACCGGACUCCAGGGUUCAGUUUGAGAUCUGAGGGACCGUGAGAUUUCUCCCAUGUGUCUUGCAGACUCUCAUGCAUGCAUAGGGCCAACUUGUGAGCAAAUUAAGGUCCUAUAGGGGACCAAUAUAAACAUUUUUAACGUUGUUUUUAUUUCAAAAUAUAUAAAUGUAGAUGUCAAAGUCCCCAGUCUGGAUAGAAAUGAUUCUUAAAUAUAAAUGAAGGUAUCUGUCUUUUAAAUGUGAAGCUGUUUAGUGCAAAAGCAGAUUCAGAGAAUUUGGGACUUUUGGUGGAACUAUAAUCUUUAUCCUCACAUAGAAAUGUAAGAUAAGGAGAAAUGCUGCUUAAGCGUGGAAAUUGUUUUCAGACAGACUUGGAAAAAAUGCAUUAAGUUCCUUUAAUCACUUCCAUUUAUGACAAAUGUCAAACAUAAUUGAGACUUUGACACUCUGGCUUUGUGAAAAGAGCGCUGUUGAUUAGCUAAUUUCGGGGGAAGCACAAUUGCCAAAGGCUUCAUAUCUGCACUGCUGUGGUUACACUCACAAGUUACACUCAGCCAAGCCCCUUUUUUUAAGACUGGAAAAUAAACAUUAUUGUACUCCUGUAAAAUGAAUACAGAUAUGUUUGGACAUGUUUGAAAUCACUGUGUUUGCAUUUGAAAGUGCCAUUUCACCCUCCAUAACAGAAUCUGUGCCUCUUUUUUGACUUCAUUGUGUCCAUUGUUUUCUUCCAGUUGAGGAUCUUUGUAAACCAGCUGUACAGGAACCAGAAAGAAGAGCCUUUAGGGUUGAACCAAGACCUGCUUGCAAUCCGCAUGGCCUCUGUCAACCCCAUCUUGGACCCUUGGAUCUACAUCCUGCUCAGAAAGACAGUGGUCCUCACGCUGAUGGAGAAAAUCAAGUAUCUGUUCUGUAAAAUGGGCGGACGGGGAGGGAGAAACGGCGGGCAGUUCCGCUGUGCCGAUGGACACCUCUCCUCCUCCAUCAUCUCCAGGGAUACUCCCUCUAUGAUGUCACAUGAAAUGCCGGAGAUAGUGACCACCUCACAGACUUUCUUGUACCCGUCAGAGGGGAAUACAGGCAGGUUAGAGUCACUUCAAGAACUGGCGCCAAAUGCGCGGACAUUACAGGGCUCACGAGAGGUCGAUGGAGCUCGGACGGGGCUUUUACAGACUGAAUCGGAGGACACAAAACCAGGAGAGACUCUAAAAGAGCUUCCAGUGUGCAACAAAGACCCAGCUAUGUAUGUGGCACUGACAGACAAGACUGCAAACACAGUAGAGAAGUGUAUAUAACAGUCUGCAUGAUCUCCAAAAACUGAUGAUUGCACUGCAAAGACAUGAGAAUAUUAGACAAACGUCUCAAGACUGAAUACUCAUCAAUCACUGUGUAGAUAUCUCUUUGCCUGCUGGGAAAAAAAUGUUUUAAAAUUGAUUUGAAUGUCUGUUUUGGAUGUAUUAAACCUCCAUCAUCAUUUUAACACAAAGACUAAAUCUGUAAAAUAUGAAACAAUCACACAUUUGCUGACUAAAUCAAACAGUAUGAUGUUGCUGAGGAGCCUUUUUUGUUGCACUUUCUGGAUUCUAAGACCACUGCUAUGUUGUCUGUUAUGUUCCUUUUGUGAAGCAUAUCGACAACCUGUGCAAUGACUGCAAAGAAUCCAUGUUAAAAUGUGAACCAUUAUGAUUAUUUAUUCUGUUAUUCUUCUCUGUGAGAAGGUUCCGGAUUGUUUAGAGCCAUUUUUAAUCAGUACCAAAUGAAUAUGUUUAUAGUGUUUUUUCUUUGGUUUCACAGAAACACAUCUUUGAAUAAUUAGGUCCAACUGGUGACUUCAAAGCUAGAAUCAUCCCAUUUCCUGCAUUUCACAAUAAAGGGCAGCUACACGUUGGCUUUUCCACAACACAGACACUGGAGGGUGGUAGGAGGCUCCAAAGGGAAUUGGGAUACAAUAAAUGUCUUCAUCUACUCUUUUCCCAGGCCAUUACUUUUACGGAUUAAUCCAAGAGUAUCUGCCUUAAUGUUGUGUGAAAAACCCUCUUAUAUCAGAGUUUAUUGAGCAGUUAAGAAGGAAAAUGCAAACCUUAUGAUAAAGUUGAAUGGUUUUGCAUUUUCUUUUAUGGAUUCCUCGGUGUCACACUUUGUUAAUGUUUUUGUUGCUGUAAAGAUAAAUAUGAAUAUUGUACUCCAGUUUUGUUUGGUUGACAGCCAGUGAUGAAACUUUCCAAAAUGUGUGCACCUUCAUGACUGUUGUUGUACCAAUCUCAUGAAUAAGUGAAAUUAAAAGUUAGUGAACAUUCCUAUAAA
This is a messenger RNA of Xyrichtys novacula (pearly razorfish), 4246 nucleotides long. The record is from the annotation of a GenBank genome assembly. Lineage: Eukaryota; Metazoa; Chordata; Actinopteri; Labriformes; Labridae.